AUUGCUUCAAAAUUCCCAGUACCCCCAUAUAUCUAUAUGGCCGAUUCGGAGGCCCCCAAUUUGGUCGAGUACAAGGUCGGCCGCAUGACCCUCCUGGGCAAAAUAGUCGAGCCCGAUGAGCGCAAGGGCCUGCUCUUUGUGCGCCGAUCCGCCGGUGAUAACCAGGUGCACAUCCACUGGAUGGACCGGCGAUCCGGGGCCGUUGAGUUGGACAUUCUUGCCACGCCGGGCGACCUUGAGUUCCGCCGCAUCGAUCAAUGCAAAACGGGUCGGGUAUAUGUCCUCAAGUACACACGAUCCACGCAGCGUUACUUCUUCUGGAUGCAAGAGCCGCAGGCGGAAAGGGAUGCGGACUUUUGCCAGCGGAUCAACGAACUUAUAGCCAGCGGCCCAAGGAAAUACGAUGAGAGUGCGGCGGCCGAAGGAGAUGUCGAUACGGAUGUGGAAGGGGAUCGAACCCAGCACCGUGGUUUCGGUGGCAGUGAGAAUCAUCCGGCUAUCGAGGAAGUGCGUCAAGUCCUAGAAGAAGAAGUUGCUCCUGCUCCCCUGGCAUUUCAAGAUCCCGAUGCGGAGAUAUUCGAUUAGGCAGCAGUUUUACCAAUUAUGAAACGCA
Messenger RNA from Drosophila takahashii, 613 nucleotides. It is a transcript of the gene Rpn13R, whose product is annotated as Regulatory particle non-ATPase 13-related. The record is from RefSeq and is a predicted model, not a curated record. Gene Ontology annotation, molecular function: proteasome binding; endopeptidase activator activity. Gene Ontology annotation, cellular component: cytoplasm; nucleus; proteasome regulatory particle, lid subcomplex. NCBI's taxonomy places the organism in Eukaryota, Metazoa, Arthropoda, Insecta, Diptera, Drosophilidae.